AUGUCCCAAGCCCUACCCGACUACUACGCCGUCCUCGAAGUCUCCCCUACAGCCACCGUCGACCAAAUCAAGACAGCCUACAAGAAAGCCGCCCUAAAAUGGCACCCAGACAGAGUCGCCCACGACUCCCCCGAACGAGCAACACGCACGAAGAAGUUCCAGGCUAUCAACGAUGCAUAUUACACCCUAUCCGAAACCACCAGACGCAAGGAGUAUGACCAGGCUAGACAAUUCCACACCGCGACUGGUGGUGCGUCCUUCGCGGACGACGACGAAGACUUUGACGACGAAAUCCCUCGCACCAGCACGGGCGGCGGCUUCCCGUGGAGCUGGUUCACCGGCAAGGGGCAACCUACACAUGACGCCGCAGACGACUUCUCGCGGAACCAGUUCCAGCAGCCGUUCGAGGAGAUGAUGAAUGCCGCUGGGCUCAGUGAAGGUGAUGGGAAUAGACCUACCGGGCGGUUUUGGAGUCUGGUCGGCACUGCUGCUGGUGGUGCGCUGGGCUUCAUCGUUGGCAACUUUGUUGGAGCGAGUGUUGGCGCUGUGGCAGGGAACAAGUUGGGUGGUAUUCGUGAUAAGAGUGGGAAGAGUGUCUAUGAGGUUUUCCAGAGUCUGGAUCAGAGUGAUAAGGCGAAAGUGUUGUCGGAGUUGGCGGCCAAGAUCUUUCAGGGUGCUAUAAGCUGA
This is a messenger RNA of Cyphellophora attinorum, 687 nucleotides long. RefSeq lists its product as uncharacterized. The coding region runs from base 1 to 687 and encodes 228 amino acids. The record is from RefSeq and is a predicted model, not a curated record. The transcript has a single exon. Lineage: Eukaryota; Fungi; Ascomycota; Eurotiomycetes; Chaetothyriales; Cyphellophoraceae.